This is a messenger RNA of Drosophila pseudoobscura, 1349 nucleotides long. RefSeq lists its product as uncharacterized. Lineage: Eukaryota; Metazoa; Arthropoda; Insecta; Diptera; Drosophilidae. The transcript has 3 exons. The record is from RefSeq and is a predicted model, not a curated record. Bases 70 to 1212 code for a protein of 380 amino acids.
UACACACUUACAGCUAUUGUUGAGUGUUUAAUAGUCAACCACAAAUUUUGUGUGGUUAGACGAGAGGCCAUGCAAUCGCCAUUUACCGAAAAGUUGAUUUCUGAGGAAGAAGUCGAGACCUCGUCGACGGCCAGCAAAGGGAGAAACAACCACCAUGUGGUCCCGCUGGGAAUCCUCAUGGUACUUUGCACAAUGUAUCUCGUGGUUGCUGGGGCGCAACGCAAUUACAGAUACUAUUUCGAGCCCGGCGUCGCUGCCCUCGACCUACACGCCCCCGAAGUUUCUCCCGAUGAUGGCUACCCGCAGCUGGAAGGUAUUCAGGAUGAGCCAGUAAACAACCUGACAUGCGAGAAGCUGGAUAUCUUCCAAAAAGAAUCCGCAAAAGAAAAUGACAGCAAUCUUUUUAGCAAACAAAUGGCAAAGCCAUAUCAGUCCAAGGCUGGCAAGCGAACAAGAAAUGGAGCAACUGGAGUCGGGGCGAGCAAGCGCCUCCGAGGUGGUAAAGCUGUGGAGAGCAACAGGAAGAAGCAGGAAGCCCCAAAGAAGAGCAACACCGCAGAGCCCAUAAUAUAUCUCUUUGCCCUGGUAUUUAUUUAUCUGCUGCUAAAAGCAGCAUCCGACAUCAAUCAGCACUACAAAUCGCAAAACAAGGGGGACAAACGUUUGCGCCGUUGUUCGUUGCAGUCCUAUGCCCAAAUACACAAGCAGGAUCGGAGGGCCUCAAAAGUACUCGAAGAGGCGGCGAUUUUCCGACGCAGCCACAUACUAUUGGGAGAGGUGCGGUCCGUGUCGGUCGAUCGCUAUAAGUACACACUGAACGAGGAGGGAUACCACACCGUGUGCACCCCAAAGACACUCGAUCAGCAGCACAGGGCCACAUCACCGUUAGCUUACAGACCGGCAGGAGAUCCUGCAGCACGCACGGGUACAACACACAGUCACUGUCACGGUAUGGUAUGUCACGCAAACAGCUCUAAGCCAAACUGUUUUUUUCCUGCAGAAACGCGCCUCAAUCGCCGCUCAUCCGUCCCCAUCAGCAUAGACUAUCAAACAGUUCAUGUAUCAAAUAUCAGUCAAUACUCUUCCGAAUUGGCCAGACGCGGCUCUGUUAUUAGCCUCACGGGUCCUAAUCCGCCAAAUGUAGAUCCAAAUGCUGUGCCCAGUGGAUCGCUUGACUUGAAACGUCGCGUCCGUAUGAUAAAUCGUCAUUAACUAUCGCGUCCACCCAUGAAUGCUUCAACAACGAUCCACAAGACAAUCGAAUCUAUUGAAAGAGAUUACAAGAGAACCUACCCAGAAAGAAGACUACAUAUAUUCCCAAUAUUAAUUGCAUAAACCAUUGUCAUGUG